AUGGCACUCUUUCAAGGCUUCAUCGAUAGGCUCGGGUCCUUUACCCCCCAGGAAAGGAAAGCCAUCUUCCUCUACAUCUGCGGCAUCAUGCUUUACAAGUUUGGCCUCGAAGCAUUUAACGGCUCCAUCACCGCCUUGGUUACCAAUCGGUAUGACUACGAGAGCAUCACAACAGGAACUCCUUCUCGUACUUUCGAGCGCCUCGGCCUAAUACAGGGGCUAAAUCAGGCCACGCAAUGUGUCGGCUCUAUUCUCAUCGCACCGCUUAUCAAGCACUUCCCGACGAAGAACGUACUGUCCGCCGCUAUCUUGCUUUUUGGCCUGAUGACAGCGAUACUCCUCAUCCUCGACGCUGCUACCGGAGGAUCCUUUAUUCCCGCAGCUUUUCGCAAAGACCAUCCCGAAGACAGCUGGCCGUAUUAUGGUGAUUACCCUAACGACUCGAUAAUCCCCAUCUAUGCCGUAGCCGGAAUCACUUACGGUAUGGUCGAGCUCAUUCGUAGGGUUAUCCCUAGGGAUAUUGUUGGUGGAAACGUUUCAAAGCUCCGUCAAAUGGACGCAUUGGUGCACAUAUUCUAUGAAGUCGCCGGAACCACUGGGGCGUUUGUUACUGCGCUAGUUCUGAUCCCCAAUCUGGGGAACAACCGAUCUUUCGUCAUCACACCAAUCUGUUUCACCCUUGCUGCCAUCAUAUGGUUCUUCGUCGCCGAUGGAAGCCAUGAAAGAAACGCCCUCGCCCGUUCAGAGGCCCGUAGCUCCAACUACUUCGUCGCCGCAGGCAAAGGUUUCAUCACAUUUUUCGAAUCCAUUUGGGUCGGCGGCAAGAUCAUUUUCAGCUCCAGCCGCUUCAUUUGGUUGCUGCCUGCAUACGGCAUCGCGCUCUACGCCCAUAGAUAUCUCGAAAAUGGUAUUGCACCUCAGAUCGCCCGUCGUUACCUCAAGCAGUCGGCAUGGUCACAGAUAAUGGUCGGCGGAUCCAACUUUGGUGAAUUACUUGGCGCUCUCUUCGUAUUCUUGUUCACCAAUGUCAUCAAGACUCCCAUUCCAUGGCUCAGGCUGGAUGCUGUCUUGUUGCUCAUUGUUUGGUACAUACCUUCUUGGUACCCUCCGGAGAAUCAAGUCAGCCAGGCAUGGGUCGUCGCUGCAACAUUCUUGCCCAUUAGCUUUGGCUGGGCUGCUGGUGACGUUUCUCUUGCCGCUUACAUUCAGGCAUCUCUUGCUCGUCUUGAAAGCAAUGAACAUAGGGUGUCACCGCUGGGCGCUGUCAUGUCUUUCUUGUACUCGUUUUAUAUCGUCACGUACGCUAUCGCGAAUACUUUUCUCGGGCGAUACGUCGAUCAGAUAUACAGAGAAACUGGAGAGGUGCGGAAAGCUCUCACUAACACAGCUGGUGUUCAGUUCACCGUAAUCUUCGCCAUCGUUUUCCUGUCGACAUUCAUUCCUGUAGGAUCACGCACUUUCAACCCGAGGAUGCUUGAGGACACAAAUUUGGAGGAAGAUGUCACUGAACCGGAAGUGUCGGAGGACCUCAAAAUCAAGGAGAAAGCUCCUGCCAUUGUAGUGUAA
Molecule: messenger RNA, 1566 nt
Organism: Colletotrichum truncatum
Lineage: Eukaryota; Fungi; Ascomycota; Sordariomycetes; Glomerellales; Glomerellaceae
Source: RefSeq, a predicted model, not a curated record